Paecilomyces variotii is the source of this 1881-nucleotide messenger RNA. Its product is annotated as aspartic endopeptidase Pep2. Lineage: Eukaryota; Fungi; Ascomycota; Eurotiomycetes; Eurotiales; Thermoascaceae. Gene Ontology annotation, molecular function: aspartic-type endopeptidase activity. The record is from RefSeq and is a predicted model, not a curated record. Gene Ontology annotation, cellular component: fungal-type vacuole. The coding region runs from base 403 to 1599 and encodes 398 amino acids. Gene Ontology annotation, biological process: proteolysis. The transcript is spliced from 4 exons.
UUGGUAUUCCUCCGGGGUGUGGUGCAAGUACCAAGUCCACGACAACAUAGCCGGAUGCGGUCUAUCGAUAUCUAGGCUAGAUAGAUAACUAGCACCCCAGCCUCGCUGUCGCGAUCCGCAUCGUUAGAGCACCAUACCACGCCCCCCGCUAAGCAGCAGUCCUUGUGACGAUUGACGGCCCCAGCAAGGCAAAGCUCCGGCUCCACUUCACUCCAGCAACCGUCAUCGCUGUCUCCCGGUCUCUCUCUCUCUCUCUCCCUCUCUCUCUCCUUCAUCUCCCCAUCCCUAUCUUCCCCAUCAACAUCAACAUCCAGUGGACGUUGGUGUCUAUCUCGCAUCUCCAUCUUCUCUCAUUCAUUUCCUUUUGAGUUGGGUGUUCUGUAUCACGGGAAGACAACCAUCAUGAAGACCGUUUCCGUCCUGGCGGCGGCUACCCUGCUGGGGUCCGCGUCCGCCGGCGUCCACAAGCUCAAGCUCAACAAGGUGCCGUUGUCGGAGCAGCUGGAGCACCACAACAUCGACUCUCACGUUCGCUCUCUGGGUCAGAAGUACAUGGGCAUCCGGCCCAACCAGCACGAGCAGCUGUUUCAAGAUACCUCCCUGAAGCAGGAGGGCGGUCAUGAUGUCCUCGUUGACAACUUCCUGAACGCUCAGUACUUCUCCGAGAUUGAGAUCGGUACCCCUCCUCAGACCUUCAAGGUCGUCCUUGAUACCGGUAGCUCCAACCUCUGGGUCCCCUCGUCGGAGUGCGGCUCCAUUGCUUGCUACCUCCACUCCAAGUACGACUCGUCUGCCUCUUCGACUUACAAGAAGAACGGCUCCGAGUUCAGCAUCCGUUACGGAUCUGGAAGCUUGAGUGGCUUCGUAUCUCAGGAUGUCGUUUCGAUCGGUGACCUGAAGAUCAAGGACCAGCUCUUCGCGGAGGCCACCAGUGAACCCGGUCUAGCCUUUGCCUUUGGUCGUUUCGAUGGCAUCCUGGGUCUGGGCUAUGACACCAUCUCCGUCAACAAGAUCCCCCCUCCCUUCUACAACCUGCUGGACCAGGGUCUGCUUGACGAGCCUGUCUUCGGCUUCUACCUGGGCGACACCAACAAGGAAGGUGACGACUCUGAGGCUACCUUCGGUGGUGUCGACAAGAGCCACUACACUGGCGAGCUGACUAAGAUCCCUCUCCGCCGCAAGGCCUACUGGGAGGUUGACCUCGAUGCCAUUGCCUUUGGCGACGAGGUUGCUGAGCUGGACAACACUGGUGUCAUUCUCGACACCGGUACCUCCCUGAUCGCUCUGCCCUCUACUCUUGCCGAGCUUCUGAACAAGGAGAUUGGCGCCAAGAAGUCGUGGAACGGCCAGUACACUGUCGACUGUGACAAGCGCGCUGGUCUGCCCGACCUCACCUUCACCCUGACUGGCCACAACUUCACCAUCGGACCCGACGACUACAUCCUUGAGGUCCAGGGCUCCUGCAUCAGCUCUCUGAUGGGCAUGGACUUCCCUGAGCCCGUUGGUCCCCUGGCCAUUCUGGGUGAUGCUUUCCUGCGCCGUUGGUACAGCGUCUACGACCUGGGCAACAACGCCGUCGGUCUUGCCAAGGCCAAAUAAAUGAAACAUGCUAGUCUUUUGCGAGGACGCUCCGUGAUGGCUUUGUGGACAAAUGAGUAUAUAUGAUAUUGUGACGGAUCGGUACAGAUUGACUCGGAAUGACCGUAGGGACGGAUGGGCCGGUGGACAGUUCCACCGUGUACUUUGUAGCGCAAUCCAUUUUUUUCAGUCUUGUAUUGAGGCCGGAAUCUGCCGUUCAUUUGUGUAGAGAUUCAAAUACGAACCGAGCUUGCAUACCUUAAAUAGCUAGCAGACAUGUAUACUCCAUCUGCAACUGCAGUG